Messenger RNA from Seminavis robusta, 5349 nucleotides. The record is from the annotation of a GenBank genome assembly. Lineage: Eukaryota; Bacillariophyta; Bacillariophyceae; Naviculales; Naviculaceae.
AUCUCAACAUCGGAAUUGGAAGGCCACUCUGGUGGAUCGUUCUCUGUUGCAGGAGGUUCUUCUUCUGUGCUUGGUGGUACUUCAGAAUCAGCUGGUGGUACUUCAGAAUCAGCUGGUGGUAUAUCGGAAUAUUGUGGGCAUUCCUGAUCCGAUACACAAGAGUAUUCGGUAGUUCCAUCGCUAACCCAUCGGCUGGCUUUCCCUCUAGACACGCAUACUGCGGUUUCCCCGCGAAGGAGAGACUGCUUUUUUACCAAAACAAAGUCUUGUUCUUCAUCGCAGACGCAAUUGCACGCCCCUGGACAUUGGUUAUUGCAGCAGCCACAUGUGUCACCUUCGUACCCAACGACUUGUCCGAGCAAUGUGGAGACGCAAUGCGUGGUUUCUUUCUGCCAAGAAAACCCGGGAAAUCCCAAAGCUCGUUUCCCACAGAUAAAUGUUCCCGUCAGAGGACCAUUACCGACACCAUUAAAGAGACCACCAGCCCCGCAACUGGAUGUUUCUCGGAUUGCUGGAUCGCAAUCAAGAUUUACGAGCUCAAUGGCACGAACCGAGGCGAUCGCGAAAAGGGCCAAAACAGACUGGAAAGGACGUCUUACAAUCACCACCAUCUUGCCGUACAAAUUUAUUUGGAGGAACCUGAAAGAAUAAGAAAUGAGAUUUGCAAUGGAGAAAUGACAGCAAGUUUUCGAAGAUGGAAGCGAAAGCAAAUGGAUCAUUCUGCGAAAGCGACCCUCUCGGCGAUUUUGUUUGUGACAGUGGUGGAGGGAGUUCAUCGCUUUCCCACCUCAGCGAUAAUGGCUAAAAAAAUCAAAUCCUGUCACGGCAUUAAUUAAAUGCAAGUAUGUUUGGCAGGGUGGCGGGAACCGCCACAGCCGUUUCGAUCGGAUCGAAUGAUUCAAUCAUUCGAAUGGUAUGAUAAUCUUCAAUCGAACCAUUCGAAUCUGAUUCGAGGCGUCGUUUCCUUUUGGAGACAAUGUGGGUCUGGGGGCUACCGGUACAAUUCGCAGCACCACUCGACCGACCUCUCGAAGCUCCUCUCGACCUCCUCUCUCUUCCCUCCAAAACCCCGCCAACAUGUUGUCCAUGUCAUUGUCCGUCUCUGAUUGACGCCUCCUUAUUAUUUAAAAUAGUCGACUACUAGUAGGCAGCCAGCUACAAUGGCUACUUGUGCUACCCAACCAGCUGGCAAAACACCAGCAGAAGAGCGCCCACUGAAGUUUUGGGCCAUCAAGAAGAGUGGUCUUCUGAAAUCGCCCGCCAUUUUUACCUGUGUGGAAGAUUGCAAACAGUAUGCCGUUGCCAAAGCAAGAGCCAAGAGCGAUGAGGAAGGUGAUAACGUGCCCGUAGUGGAGUAUAAAGAAUUCCAAAGUAUUUGGGAUGCCGUCAAGUAUAUUAUGCCUUGGCAGAAUCUCCCAGCCAUUAUCAACAAUAAUCAGCAGCCGACCCAACCAGUGGGCUACACUUAUGCACCCCCAAAACCACCGCCCGUGGCAUAUGCCGCCCCAGCUGUUCCUGUACACCCUCCUCCUCAAUAUCCAAUGGUCUAUCCCACCCCAACCUACAUGCCUCCUCCAGCACAGCUUCCGAAACCAUCGCAGUUACCCAAACAUCCUUCUUCCACCAGAAAGCCUGCACCCGCCAAGAAACCAGGUAAUCAAACACAGGCGGGCCGCAAGGGAGAUCCUCGAAUGAAUCGUGCCGUGGCGGCUCGCACGGAAAACCCCACAAUGCCAUUAUUUGAAGCGCUCCAAAUUGGAGGAUUCGAGUAUCCAAACGAUAUUGAUCCCUACGUUGUAGAUGACGAAAAUGUCACGCUGGGGCAACGCAAAAAUCAACUCAGCCGACGCCUGCGUGUAGCCCGUAAGCAACCAGAAGAGUCGGGAGGACUUGAUACUGGUGCUACUUCGCUUGUUCCCGCUACAGUGGGUGCUACAGAUCUCGCUGGCAAGAAUCGUGCGGAGCCAGCAACCCCUGAAGAAGCCAAGGAAUUGGAAGAGGAAGCUGCAGAAGUUGUCGCCAAACUCAAGCAAAAGAAUAUGCUUCCAGCAGAAAAUACCACAGAAAAUUCCACAACCACGCCGCAGAAUGCCACAGCCGCGCCACAACACACUACAGCUACAGCCAUGACGCAGAAUACCACAGUCAUGCCACAACACACUACAGCCAUGCCACAGAAUGCCACAGUCAUGCCGCAGUAUCAUCCUGCGCUGGGCUUUAUGCCGGCUACUGGGUACGCAUACAUGUAUCCCGUGAUGCCGGCUGCCGUUGCUACACAGCCACAACCAACCGUUGCUACACAGCAACAACUUGUGACUGCGACCAAUACACAAGCACCUGCGACCAAGGGGAAACCAAAGGCCACGGCGUCCCGUCAACUUCGCCUCAGGGCUUACAUUUCCUGGGAAGACAGGUACAAGCAAUUGAUCCAGUACAAGGAAAAAUAUGGCAGCGCAGUUGUACAAAAGAGUCACAUACUGGAUGAUGACGGUUUUCAAAGAUGGGUUGCAUACGAACGAAAACGAAUCAAAAAGGUGGAAGAGCUUCGUGCUGCUAAUAAGCCUGUCUCCAGCAAGGAUGCAGAAUGUGUCAAGAAGCUACAGGAUAUUGGCUUUGCGACACCACCCGCCAACGAUGCCAGCAACGGUCCUGCUAGUUCCAGGCAAUGGGGUGCCAAGCGUCUUGCAAAAUGGGAAGCCAAUUUCAAAAUGCUGCAAGAGUACAAGGAAAAACAUGGUGUCUCUGCCAAGAUAGAAAGGAGUGAAGAAAAGUUGUAUCGAUGGGUCAGUUAUCAGGCCAGGGCCAUUCGAGAGUUUCAAGAAGAACCUGACAAGAGUUGUUUCACGAAAGAACGAAUUGAUCGGCUCCUUGCCUUGGGAGUCAAUCCAACCGGGCACGCCUCUGAUAAACCGUCACUCAAAAAUGUGUCGUGGGAUGAAAUGUACAAUCAACUGGUGGCAUUCAAGCAAGCACAUGGGACAGUGGAGGUUCCCCACUACCGAGCUGCUGGAGUUGAUACAAUGAAGCAUUAUAGCAAGCUGCUACGAAAUUGGACCCUCAAAAUGCGAGAGGAUUUUGAAUUGCUCCAAAAGGGGGAGAAAUCAGAUCUGACGCCCGAUCGCAUGGAAAAACUCACCAAGCUUGGGUUUCGCUUCCAGGUUUAUCGUCGCAUGAACUUUGAUCAUCGUGCAGCAGAGUGGCUGGAAUACAAAGCCAAGCAUGGAAAGGACCCACCAUCUGAGGAGGGUGACCCUUUGGCCUCGUGGGUGUCAAAGGUCCGCAAAAAGUACUGGCAGAAGGUGGAGAAUGGUGUUCAGAACUCCCUGACAGAGGAACAGAUCGACAAACUCAAAUCUUGGGGCUUCAAUUUUGAGCGCAAACUCAAGUUUUCGGUACUGCCCAGACCCACGAAAUGCUGGGAAGAGCGAUUCCAAGAUUUACUGGAGUUCAAGGAGAAGGAAGGGCAUUGCAACGUUCCUCAAACAUACCCUGAGUUGGGCACUUGGGUUCAUAGUCAACGCCGACAAUACCGCAAGCUCAAGAAGGGAUUGAAGAGCACCUUGAACAAGGACAAGAUUGAAAGGCUGGUCAAGAUUGGGUUUCAGUGGAUCACACGAAAGAGUCCCACCCGUCCCCAGAAUGCCGCUGAAAGCAACAACAACAACAAGGAAGUUCAUGACUUCAGCGAAUAUGAAAAGCACAUGGCUUUCGUUCCGGGGGAAACAACUCGUACCAACAACGCUAAGAAACGCCCCCUCCCCACCGCCGCAGAUGGCUAUAGCGAUGAUGACUCUAGUUCGGACGAGGAAGAAAAUGGACUGCUCAGCGAUGUCAGGGGAAGCACUGGCCAUGGCAACCACUAUCCAAUCAACCAUAAUCCACUGGCAAAGCAUGGCAAGACUCCGUGGGAUCGCUACAGGCUUGCAUGAGCCUCGUCACUUCACUCUCUUCGCCCGUUUUUCCGCACGCUCACGAGGCCGCUGGUAGCGGGAGCUCGAGGCGAAUAUGUGCUAAUAAAACUAAUGAUCUUUUUUUCAGAGCGAGCGACAUAUUAUUAGGGCUACAUGGUUUAAAGGCUUCACCCUCGCUCCUAUUCGGAUCCAUCGGGUCUUCUUUGAAUGUUAGUUCAUUGUAUGCAUAGUCAGAAACACGUAUGUCCUCGCCUGCAGGAACGGUAUCCUUAGAAUCAAUUGCAGCGCCAAGAUCUAUCUACUCCGUCUUUGUGGUAUCGCCGCCCUCUUCGGUCUCAUUGUCGCCCGCUUCCGGGAAGGUAUCUUCCCAUGUGUUGGACACCUCGCCAAACAGAACCGUGUAAUCGAUAAACUCCCUGGUGCUACCGUCUCCUUCGUGGACAUAGACUUCCAAUGCAAUUGGAGUGACUCCCUUGUCAGCCUCCUUAUUCUCUUCGAUAUACUUCUCGUAGACUUGAAAUCCUCUCCCCCAGUGAAGCAUAGGGGCAAUCAUGGGGGUGAAGUAGUUUCGCCAAGGAAUUCGAACGGUGAUUAUUUCGGUGCCGCUGCCACCAAUUCGCACAACGCGAAUCUCAUUGGAUUCUAGCCCUGACGCUUCUUGAACAACUGGCAACAGUGCCUUUAGCUCUUCAAUGGACGGCCCCGCCACGGCCCAGCCAAUGGCCCAUCGAGGAUGUUCCAUGGAAAAAGGAUCGUCAAAGUACAAGCCCGUGCUGAUGGCGGGGAUAGCUUCCUGAUCCACUCCGUACGCCUUGGAAGCUGCUGCCAUCAUGGCAGUACCCUUGUCGCCAAGGGCACCCACGCCCUUUUUAGUUCCGACCACAAGCCGUUCCACUUGUUGACCAAUAUUACCGGUAGUGGUGGCAACAAUGGCAUGAAGUUCUUGACCAUUCAGGAAGCUCUUGUGGUGCUUGAAUUCAGGACGCUCCAACAGACCCAACUGGUACGUCAUGAAGGCGAGAAGAGCACCCAUUAAAACAAUGGAGAGGGACUUCAUGGUUGUAUCGUAGAUAUCUAUCAGGUAGCAAGCGUUAUUAGUUUUAGUUUGUCUCUUCCGGAUUUUUGUAUUUUGUGUUUGGAGUGUGAGGAAGGUACCGGUAGCGGUACAUAUCAGAGACAAAGGUGACCAAACCAGAAGGGCUUGGAAAGGAGAUGAAAGAAAGAUUGGGCUUCGCGAUGCUUUUUGACAUUAUGUAGAGUGGAUAACUUCGUGCCGACCCUUCUGGUGUCAUCUCGGCAAGGUGAUGGGAAUGAAAAAGGCGCCUCCAUAGUACUAGCUAGCUAGCCGGCCUUCAACUACAGGCGGGCCUUGGAAGUGUUGCGAUGGUCGGUCAGUGUAGUUUUCACGAAUUGCUUAUAAUUAUAAAAAUUAUAAAAA